AUGAUGGCAGAUUUUGGAGUGGAAGUGGAGGCAUUCACACAUACAGCACCUCCAGGUGAAGAGGCUUUUGACCUCAGUCAUGCAGGUGGGGAGCAUGAGGCCUUUGAAGGGCUCACUCACCAACUGGCAGAUCUCACUGGACAUCAUCACAUUGACCCACGAUCUCGGGGAGAAUGGACAGAAACUCAAACAACUCAUUGGAACCUUCAGAUGGAUCGCCUAGUUGACGUCUACUUAGACUAUCGCUGUCGAGAUUCUGGGGAUGAUAUGCCAGAUAUGUCAGAUCAGAACAUGUCAGGUGUUAAUGCAUCAUUUUCAAUUAAUGACAUUAAACUAAUUGAUAAUUUCACAAGAAGGCACACACAUCUUCAACCAUUACUGUCACACCAUUACCCCAAUGAAACUCUUAUCUACUAUGGAUACAUUGGGUGUGCCCCAAUGUAUCCUUCUGUUGCGAUAUCACUUCGUACACUUGCUACCUACCAUCAAUCACAUUGA
Messenger RNA from Suillus clintonianus, 498 nucleotides. RefSeq lists its product as uncharacterized. The coding region runs from base 1 to 498 and encodes 165 amino acids. The record is from RefSeq and is a predicted model, not a curated record. NCBI's taxonomy places the organism in Eukaryota, Fungi, Basidiomycota, Agaricomycetes, Boletales, Suillaceae. The transcript is spliced from 3 exons.